Messenger RNA from Pogoniulus pusillus (Red-fronted tinkerbird), 1978 nucleotides. RefSeq names its product deuterosome assembly protein 1 (gene DEUP1). Gene Ontology annotation, biological process: de novo centriole assembly involved in multi-ciliated epithelial cell differentiation; centriole replication. Bases 1 to 1866 code for a protein of 621 amino acids. Gene Ontology annotation, cellular component: deuterosome; centriole. The transcript is spliced from 15 exons. The record is from RefSeq and is a predicted model, not a curated record. NCBI's taxonomy places the organism in Eukaryota, Metazoa, Chordata, Aves, Piciformes, Lybiidae.
AUGGAGCCGGACUUAAAAGUGUUUCAGAAACAAGCUGUCCCUAAAGCUUCUUCAUGUGAGACUGAUCUUCAGGAAUUAGUGCAUCAAAUUGACAUCAUAAUAAACAGCAAGAAAGUGGAGUGGGAAAGGAAGAUGAAAGCUUUAGAAGCAAAGAUGGAUAUCCAGGAUCAAGAAUUAGCAAGUGUCCAAAGCAAACUGGAUCAAAAAGGUCAAGAGGUGGGGCUACUUCAACAGAAACUAGAAGACUUGCAGAAAACUAAAUAUGAAAUGGUUCAAAAUUAUGAAACUCAGCUUCAAGUGCUGCAAUCCCAAUUCUCAAAGUUGAGACAUAGUUAUGAAAAGUUACAGUCACAUCACUUAAAGCAAAAAAAGCUUGAAAGUAGAGAAAAACAUGAGAAAAGCCUGGAGACACCACCUGAACUCAGAAAUUUAUGUAAGAACCUGGAGGAAUUUAAAGCAAAAUCAAGAGAAUGGGAUAAGAAUGAGACAAUUUACCAGAAUUAUUGUAUUUAUUUAGAUACUCAACAAAAAUUGUUGUCUGAGAAAUGUAAUGAAUUUCAGAAGCAGACCCAGAAUUAUCCAUUCCAAAUAAGCAGUAAGAAACAAAACCAAGAAGAGGUAAUUACCUAUGGCCAGCACGACAGUGAAAAGGAUGAGUUCAUUAUUGAAAAGCUAAAGGCAACUGUGAAUGAAAUUGCAAUAAACAAGAAUAAACUAGAAGAAGAAAACCUGAAGCUCCAUGAGGAUCUAAAAAUGUACCAAAAGCAGUGCCAGAACAUGGAGGCAGGCUUUUCAGAAAUGAGAAAUGAGUUGCAGUCACGAGAUGCUCUCUGGAGAAGGAUGCAGCUGGAAUGCCAACAGUUGCAUACAGAAUUGCUGAAAAUCAGAGAGUAUAAAGAUAUGCAGGAAAUUCAAAUGAAGAAUCAAUCAUCUUGUGUACAACUUACUGAGCAACUAGAAAAUAAAAGCACUGAGUUAUUACUAUUGGCACAAAGUCAAGAAUGCCAACGAGAAGAACUGAACAAGAUAAGAAACCAUCUUCAUCGAGAGGAGCAGUCCCAUUGCUCUGAGCAGGAAAGAAUGAAGACAGAAAUCUCUGACCUGACAGAAGAGCUUCAUCAGAAAGAGAUUACUAUAGCAACUAUCAUGGAGAAAGCUAGUCUUCUGGAAAAGCAGUUAAAAAUGGAGUUAGAGAUGAAAGACAAAUUGUUAGCAAAACAACAGCUGCUGGAUUUCCAAUACAAGGUUAUCAAAUCUGAAAAUGCACAUCUAAGAGAGAUGGUGGACAACCAGGAGUGUAAAAGUCACAUGAGUAUAGAUUUAUCUAACAAAAAACAUGGAGAUUUCACAGCUUCCAUGUGCAAACUGGAGCAUGACAACGUAAGACUACAAAAUAGUCUUGUUAAACUACAAAAUGACACAAGCACGUUGAUGCUGGGUGGCAGGGAUAUGUGUGGAGAAACAGAGCACAGCUACCAAACCUAUUCAAACACUCAAGAAAAGGAAGAGAGAGGUCAUGAAAAGAGAACAGAAGAUAAACCUCCCUCACCACCAGUGAGGUAUCCUUUGGGUUUUGGUGUCCAGUUUCCUGAAAAGGGCAGAACAGGCAGCUUGCUGAGCCCUGCUUGCAAUGUGAAAGAAAUUUCAUUUUCAGAUCCCUAUACAUCAGAAACCCUGUCUCAGACUAGAAGGAUGUCAUCCCCUGAGAUGUCCUUCCUUGCAACAACAGAAAAGUUCCUUCAAGAGGAAGAGAAACACACCAGAGAGUUUGAAGAACGUUUAAAUUCACACCUUGAAGAACUGCAAAGGCAUUCUGAAAAUACUCUGCAGAAAUAUGCCAGGAUGCAGCAGAGCAGGCAUACAUAAGCCAAUCACACAAUUCAGAAUAUAAACCCAAGGAAAAACAUUCUAAAAGUGAGCAGAGUUAAUUCAACUCCCUGUGCCCAAAAAAAAAAGUGCAUAACGAUGACUUGCCUUU